Molecule: messenger RNA, 460 nt
Organism: Ochotona princeps (American pika)
Lineage: Eukaryota; Metazoa; Chordata; Mammalia; Lagomorpha; Ochotonidae
Product: cytochrome c oxidase subunit 8A, mitochondrial
Exons: 2
Coding region: 79-288 (69 amino acids)
Biological process (GO): mitochondrial electron transport, cytochrome c to oxygen
Cellular component (GO): mitochondrion
Source: RefSeq, a predicted model, not a curated record
GCCUCUGCAGCCCCGGAACUUCCGGCGCGCUGCCAUCUUGGCUUCCCGACCUUGGCGUGUGGCUCGGCUCUGUCCGCUAUGUCGGUCUUCACGCCGCUGCUGCUGAGGGGCCUCACGGGCCCGGUCCGGCGGCUCCCGGUGCCGCGCGCGCAGGUCCAUUCCAAGCCUCCGCGGGAGCAGCUCGGGACCAUGGACAUGGCCGUCGGGCUCACCUCCUGUAUCCUGUGUUUCCUCCUGCCAUCCGGCUGGAUCCUCUCGCACCUGGACAGCUACAAGAAGCGGGAGUGAAGGGGGCUGCGGCCUUGGCCGGCCAGCAACCACCCGUCCCUGCAUUCCCAGCUGAGCUGUGCCCAAGGGCCCCAGUGACCACCCACACUGGCCCCAGCCCACCCCCACCUGAUGGACCACCACUCCUGCAUUCCUGGCCUGGCCUGGGACCUCUCCUGGAUCAUGUCUUUCA